AUGAGACUGGGAGAGGAGGUGACACUUAAUCUGACCAUCGAAGGCCAGGCAGCAUCCCUAAGGGUGGCACCUGAGUCCCAGUCCUCUGGGGGCGAAAGACGAGGGAGCUGGGCACCCCUGACCUGGCCCCCUUCUCUAGACGUGGAGAGGAGGAAGAGCCCCGUGUGCGGCUUUGUGACCCCCCUGCAGGGGCCUGAGGCUGACGCGCAUCGGAAACCGGAGGCUGUGGUCCUGGAAGGAAAUUACUGGAAGCGGCGCAUCGAGGUGGUGAUGCGCGAGUACCACAAGUGGCGCAUCUACUACAAGAAACGGGUCAGUGGGGACCCCGGGGGACGCGCCGGACUUUUCCCCGGCCGGUGCUGGCCCCCGCUCCUCUUGGAAGAGCCCGAGGAGGCGCCCCCGCCCUCCGUUAAGACCCAGGCUGACAAUUUCUUCACCAACUACCGCCCCUCUCAGACAGCCCCGCCUUCAAACUUCCUGGAGCCCCCCAGCUUCAGUCCCAUGGCGGACUCCCUUUUCAGCAGUGGGAUCCUGGGCUCAGAGGUGCCCCCUGCCUCCUCGGGCAUGACCCACCUCUCAGGGCAUAACCACCAGCAGGCUCGGAGCAGCUGCCCUGGCUCCCUGGACUCCAGUGUCUUCCUGAGCUCUGACUUCCUCCUUUCUGAAGACCCCAAGCCUAAACUCCCUCCCUGUCCCACACCCCCACCCCUCCUCCAAUACCCUGCCCCUGCCAAAGGGCCUGGCCUGGAGCCCUGUCCCCUACCCCUCUUCCCUUCCAUGGCUCCGCCCCCUGCAAUGCUGCAAGAAGAGCCUCUCUUCUCUCCCAGAUUCUCCUUCCCAACAGUCCCUCCUGCAUCAGGAGUGUCCCCCCUGCCUGCUCCCACAACCUUCUCACCUACCCCACAGUCUGGCACAGGCCCUGCCCCCACCCACUUCCCCAUGGACCUUCUAUCCUCGGGGUGUCCAGAACCCCCCUUUGGGCCUCACUUCACAAUGCCCCAAGGUGUGCAGCCCAGAGGCAAGCCCCCUACCCCAUCCCCUAGGGAGCGGAAGCCCAGCCCUCGGACCUUGGCCCCUGCCAUUGCUGGGGGCAACAAUUCCUGCCUCACACAGCUCCUCACAGCAGCCAAGCCGGAGCAAGCCCUGGAGCCACCUCUUGUAUCCAACACCCUCCUGCGGCCCCCAAAAUCCCGGGAGACGGUCCCUGAAUUCCCCUGCACCUUCUUUCCCCCGACUCCGGCCCCCACACCACCCCGGCCAUCUCUGGGCCCGGCCACACUGGCCCCUCCCAGGCCCCUGAUUGUCCCCAAAGUAGAGCGGCUGUCACCCCCAGCACCCAGCGGUGGUGAGCGGCGGCUGUCUGGGGAGCUUAACUCCAUGCCAGGCCCAGGGACUAUGAGUGUCCGAGUCUCUCCGCCUCAGCCCAUUCUAAGCCGGGGUCGUCCAGACAAGACUGAAAACCGACGCAUCACACACAUAUCUGCGGAGCAGAAGCGGCGCUUCAAUAUCAAGUUGGGGUUUGACACCCUGCAUGGGCUGGUGAGCACGCUGAGCACCCAGCCCAGCCUCAAGGUGAGCAAAGCAACGACACUGCAGAAGACGGCCGAGUACAUCACCAUGCUGCAGCAGGAGCGGGCGGCCUUGCAGGAGGAGGCCCAGCAGCUACGGGACCAGAUUGAGGAGCUCAAUGCUGCCAUUAACCUAUGCCAGCAGCAGCUGCCGGCCACUGGGGUGCCCAUCACACACCAGCGUUUCGACCAGAUGCGAGACAUGUUUGAUGACUAUGUCCGGGCCCGCACACUGCACAACUGGAAGUUCUGGGUAUUCAGCAUCCUCAUCCGGCCUCUGUUUGAGUCCUUCAACGGGAUGGUGUCCACGGCAAGCUUGCAGAGCCUCCGUCAGACCUCGUUGGCCUGGCUGGACCAGUACUGCUCCCUGCCUGCUCUCCGGCCAACUGUCCUGAACUCUCUCCGCCAGCUGAGCACAUCUACCAGUAUCCUGACGGACCCAGGCUGUAUACCUGAGCAAGCCACACGGGCAGUCACAGAGGGCAGACCGUUAUAGUGCUGACCAGACCCUGCCAUUCACUCAGCUGCCGUGGGGACUACUUUCCCUGGACGUGGGCUCCAGACACAACUCCUGGGCACUCCCUUCCUGCCCCAGGCCCUGCUUGUCCCCUUUCCUGAGAGUUAAGCAGGACCUUAGCCUCUUCCCACCUCCUGGAAGUCAGAAAACACUGAGUUCCAGUGUCUGCUCUGCCAGUGACUACACUGUGACCUAGGGGACUCAUACUCCAUCUGUGGACCUCCAUUUUCCAGUCUGCACAAUGGGGGUGAGGAAGCUUCAACCAGAUGAUGAUCCCAAGGCCUGAGCAGCUGUGACACUUGGGGCCUAAACUGGCAACUCAAGGAACUUAAAGGAGAGAAUGGGAAGAUCCUACUCCUCUGUCACUCCCACCUGCUCCCCAACAGGUAGAGCACAUGCCUCUGCUUCUGAGCAGACAAGCAGAAAAGGGGGUUCUCUCUGUUCCUUCACUGGUAACCUGGGGGCGCUGCAGGAUAGCAUCCCUGGGUGGAUGAAGCCUAGAAGUUCUGGUAUCAGAAGAGCACACAGCAGGGCGGGUGGCCAAGCCAAGGCAGGCAUUGUGUGUGUGUGUGUGUGUGUGUGUGUGUGUGUGUGUGUACGUGUUUUGUAGAGCAUUCUUGACCAAUAAAAACAAACUGUCAGGGAUGGUCAGCGUAUCUUGCUCUGGAAUGGAGAGUCGGU
Myotis lucifugus (little brown bat) is the source of this 2766-nucleotide messenger RNA. RefSeq names its product MLX interacting protein like (gene MLXIPL). Gene Ontology annotation, molecular function: RNA polymerase II cis-regulatory region sequence-specific DNA binding; DNA-binding transcription factor activity, RNA polymerase II-specific; protein dimerization activity. The record is from RefSeq and is a predicted model, not a curated record. Lineage: Eukaryota; Metazoa; Chordata; Mammalia; Chiroptera; Vespertilionidae. The transcript is spliced from 13 exons. Gene Ontology annotation, cellular component: nucleus. Gene Ontology annotation, biological process: regulation of transcription by RNA polymerase II. Bases 1 to 2064 code for a protein of 687 amino acids.